UUCCUUACACACAUCAUCGACACUUCAACGAUCGAUCGAGCUUAUUUUGCAUUGGUAUUUUAGUGUUGUUUCAAGAUAUCAGAGAAUAUAAAGAUGAAGCAACAGUACCACUCACUCUUCUCCUUUUCAUUUUUCCUUCUUUUCCUCCAUUGUACCACUACCUUUGCUCAGACGUCACCAGCUGCAACCCCAGCACAGGCACCAGCUGUGGUUGUAGCACAACCUCCAGCUGCAACCCCGACACAGGCAGCUCAACCACACGGCAUCACAAACGUCACCAAAAUCCUUGAGAAGGCUGGCCAUUUCACGAUCUUUAUUCGCCUUUUGAGGUCCACCCAAGAGGAAAACCACUUAUUCUCCGCACUUAAUGAUUCAAGCUCUGGUGUAACCAUCUUUGCACCAACUGAUAGCGCAUUUUCGGAACUCAAAUCAGGAACUCUCAACACUCUAAGUGAUGGAGACAAGUCUGAGUUGGUGAAGUUCCAUGUAGUUCCUACUUUCUUAUCGACCUCCCAGUUCCAGACCGUGAGUAACCCUCUCGGAACAUGGGCUGGAACAGGUAAUAGGUUACCACUUAAUGUCACAAGUUAUCCAAACUCCGUGAACAUAACCACAGGACUUACCAAUACCAGUUUAUCCGGCACGGUAUACACGGACAACCAGCUAGCCAUUUAUAAGAUUGAGAAGGUGCUACUUCCUAAGGACAUUUUUGCUUCAAAGGCUCCAGCUCCAGCACCGGUGGCACCUGCACCAGAAAAGCCUACAAAGGCAGUUCCUGCAGCAACCGUAGAGAGUCCCGUGGCUCCUGUGGAUACAUCUAGUGCACUUAUGUUCACACAAAAUCAUGUGGUGGGAUCAGUUGGCAUAUUUGCUGCUGCAAUGUUUGCUCUGUAAUGUAAACGGUUUUGAAUCUUGAGAUGAUAUUUGUUGGGGCUGGGUCUGGUUAUUUUGAUGUUUUAUUUUCCUGAGCUGUAUAUAUUGAAUCUGUUGAAUAAUUCCGAUUUUAUCUUGAAUCCA
Molecule: messenger RNA, 1017 nt
Organism: Populus nigra (black poplar)
Lineage: Eukaryota; Viridiplantae; Streptophyta; Magnoliopsida; Malpighiales; Salicaceae
Product: fasciclin-like arabinogalactan protein 12
Exons: 1
Coding region: 94-894 (266 amino acids)
Source: RefSeq, a predicted model, not a curated record